UUGCCAUAGGCAUUACGCAGAGGCCACAACCUCGCUCUUUCAACCCCUUCCUUCCUUCCUUCCUUCCUCAUCAUUCUUCUUCUCAAUUUGAUCUCUUCUGGUUGAAACGGAGUAUUUAUUCCCUUUUCAAUUUGAUCUCUUCCUCUAACGAAUUACGUAACCUAUCAAUCCGAUCUCAAGGAAUCGGUUUUCGUUUUCUAUUUCCAAUCGUAAUAACAAACGCUUGUCGUUUUCCAUUCCAUCGCUGCUAAUUCAACGCGCAUCUGUAUGAGACGGCCGAUUAUACAAGUGUCGAUGAAUAAUUCUCCUUCUUGAUGUCCUGGGAAUUACAGUUGUUUUAUUAAGAUUGUAAAUAUAGUUUAUUUGUUAUUAGCUUGGAUCAUUUUCCAUCUCUGCAACUUAUCUACUUGAUCCCUGUAGAGUUUUUUCUUCAUUAGGCUGAGGGGUUGUUGAGUUUGGUGGGUUUUACUUUUAUUCCAAUAAUUCCUGAUCUAGGGGGAACUUAGUACGAUAGCUUCUUAACGAUAAAAGCUAAAAAAGAGAUUCAAGAUAAUGGAUCAUGUUAUUGGAGGAAAGUUCAAGCUUGGAAGGAAAAUAGGGAGUGGAUCAUUUGGAGAGCUUUAUCUAGCUGUCAACAUACAAACAGGAGAAGAAGUGGGUAUUAAGCUGGAAUCUGUAAAGACCAAGCACCCUCAACUCCACUAUGAGUCCAAAAUUUAUAUGAUUCUCCAAGGGGGGACUGGUGUUCCUAGCCUCAAGUGGUAUGGAGUGGAAAGCGAAUAUAAUAUCAUGGUUAUUGAUCUUCUUGGGCCGAGCUUGGAAGACCUAUUCAACUAUUGCGACAGGAAAUUAUCUUUGAAAUCAGUUUUGAUGCUUGCAGAUCAACUAAUUAACAGAGUUGAAUAUGUGCAUUCAAGGGGAUUUCUUCAUCGCGAUAUAAAACCUGACAACUUCUUGAUGGGCUUAGGCCGCAAAGCGAAUCAGGUAUACGUAAUUGAUUUUGGCCUUGCAAAAAAGUACAGGGAUCUUCAAACACAUAAACAUAUACCAUACAGGGAAAACAAGAAUCUCACUGGCACUGCACGUUAUGCUAGUGUUAACACUCAUCUUGGUAUUGAACAAAGCAGGAGGGAUGACCUUGAAUCUCUUGGUUUCGUGCUUAUGUAUUUCUUAAGAGGAAGUCUUCCUUGGCAGGGACUAAGAGCUGGCAACAAGAAGCAGAAAUACGACAAGAUUAGUGAAAAGAAGAUGAUGACACCUAUACAGGUGCUAUGCAAAUCAUACCCUACGGAGUUCACAUCAUACUUCCAAUAUUGCCGAUCACUUAAAUUUGAAGACAAACCAGACUAUUCAUAUCUGAAAAGGCUUUUCCGUGAUUUGUUUAUUCGAGAAGGUUAUCAGUUUGACUAUAUUUUUGAUUGGACCAUAUUGAAAUAUCCCCAAAUAGGUGCUAGUUCCAAAGGACGGAAUCUAGCUGGGAAUUCAGGUCUAAACUCAGGACCAUCAGCUGAAAAACCAGACAAGGCAUUAGGGAAAGAAAUUAAAGACAAAUUCUCAGGAGCUGUUGAAGCAUUGGCUAGACGGAACCCUCCUACUUUUGGUCGCCAUGGCGAUCAUUCAAGACACAUGAAUUCUGAGGAUGUACCUUCAUCCAAGGAUGUGGAACCUGAUUCGGAAAGAGGCUACAGUUCUCGAAAUGGAAACUCAUCGAAACGAGCUAUCUCAAGUGGGAGACGUGCCAUGUCAGGCGAAACGAGUGAAAUGCGUUCGAGCAGGCUGACAUCUACUACAGGGGGGACUAGCAGCCGGCUGACAUCAACUACUGCAAACAGAACCCAUAUAGGGUCUGAGUCCAAAUCAACCGCCUUCCCACCACCACGUACAUCAAUCUUAAAAAGCUCUCAAGACACCAACCCACUUCACAGUUUCGAGCUCCUCUCAUUGAAGAAAUAAUGAACAAUCAUUGCCCCACUUCAAAGCACUUUCAAAGGCGGGGAAUUUUUUUUAUUUUUUAUUUUUGUAAUGAAGAUGCAGGCUGCUUCCAAAGUAUACUAUCAGAGGAAGUUGCAUGAACAAACCCUUAAGCUGAGAAAUAAUGCUUUUCUUGAAGUUUCUUGGGAUGGAUCAUCUUGCUACCACAAGCCUGGUUUGAUUUACAUGGAAUUGAAAUUGGUAUGUUUGUUUGUUUUUUUGUAUUCAUUCAAGCUAUAUCUACUUUUCCUAUUAACAAAAUCAAGCCCAUGUUUGUAUUGAUAUAUUUAUACCUAGAAAAAAGUACCUUCCCAAAUCUUUGGUCAUGAAAAAUUUGGGUGGAAAUUGUA
Molecule: messenger RNA, 2321 nt
Organism: Impatiens glandulifera
Lineage: Eukaryota; Viridiplantae; Streptophyta; Magnoliopsida; Ericales; Balsaminaceae
Product: casein kinase I-like
Exons: 15
Coding region: 553-1953 (466 amino acids)
Biological process (GO): endocytosis; signal transduction; peptidyl-serine phosphorylation
Cellular component (GO): nucleus; cytoplasm
Molecular function (GO): ATP binding; protein serine/threonine kinase activity
Source: RefSeq, a predicted model, not a curated record